AUGGACGUGAAAAACCUGUCGCUAUUUCCGGCCACAGAAGCCCAGAUAAAAGUACAUCGGGAAAGAACAUUUGAGCCAUGGGGCCGUGGACUUGAUCUUGAAUCGUUUUGCCAACGAGAUAUUGCUCUGGGACAUCUUCCACAUGCAGCACAUGGACGAUGGCAGGUCUGGAUAUUGGCCCCAAGAGAGAAUGCCCCAACAAAUCUUGACUUCUUCUGCUCGUGCGAAACGUACGAAAGAGAAGUAGUAGUCUCUGGGAAAGGAACGAUGCUGGGCUACGGCGUCGCAUCGGUCAUCACCCCUCCUCGCCAUCGCGGAAAAGGUUACGCGCGACACAUGAUGAGACUACUGCACUACAUCCUGGCAGAUCGACGCCUUUCAUCCACAUUUCCGCCCUUUCCUCUUAGUGAAUGGGGAGCCCCUCCCGCUGUUCCUGCAGGAUUUGGACGAGGGAUCGCAUCGGCCCUGUACAGCGACGUUGGACCCACAUUCUAUCAGCAAUGCGGAAUUGGGACGAGUAAAGAUAAUGGAUGGAUUGUUAAGGACCCGGAGGUGACUAUCUGGCAGGUCCCAGACGAUACACCUCUUCCUUUGAACCUAGAGCCGUUGACAGAAGAGACCCAGGAGGAAGUGUGGGAAGCAGAUGCAAAGCUCAUUCAGGACGAAGUCGGAGGCGAGACUCCUACCACGACAUUCGCAUUUCUCCCAAAUCGUGGAGUGGCCAACUUUUUACAAGCCAGGAGCUUCUUUUACGAACCCUCCACCAGAGAGGGGGGUGUGUGGGGUUGUAAAAUGAAGGAUUUAGAUCACACUCGCCUCUCCUUUGCGACGUGGUGUCUGGAUCCUGGACGAGAGGGUCCCCAAACGCUCUUGAUCACUCGUUUGCGUUGCUCGCCCCAGUCUUUCCCUACAAUCCUCAAUGCCGCAUUUAAUGCCGCUCGAACAUUUGGACUAGUACAAGUGGAGAUAUGGAAUCUCGAUUCAUCGUUGCGGGACGUUGGCAAAGAAUUGGGCGGUGUCACGUCGAUGAGGGAUGAUCAUCUCUCAGCGUUGGCAUGGUAUGGAGAAGGAAGCGCGCAUGACGUGCGAUGGCGAUACAACGAAAAGUUUUGCUGGUGCUAG
Molecule: messenger RNA, 1122 nt
Organism: Serendipita indica DSM 11827
Lineage: Eukaryota; Fungi; Basidiomycota; Agaricomycetes; Sebacinales; Serendipitaceae
Source: the annotation of a GenBank genome assembly